Rotaria sp. Silwood2 is the source of this 1458-nucleotide messenger RNA. Lineage: Eukaryota; Metazoa; Rotifera; Eurotatoria; Philodinida; Philodinidae. The record is from the annotation of a GenBank genome assembly.
AUGCUAUACUACAAUAUAACUAGAUAUUUUCUGUUAUUCAUUUAUUUAUUUGAAUUAACAACUGGAGGCUCACAUCAACGUCGCUUGCUAAAAUAUUUACUUGAAGAACAACAAUAUGAUCCGCUUGAAAGACCUGUUGUUAAUGAUUCAGAUACAUUACUAGUAUCAAUGAGUUUAGCUAUUCAACAAAUCAUGGAUUUUGAUGAAAAGAAUGAAAUUCUUGCUCUUAGUGGUUGGUUAGUAUUUGAAUGGUUUGCUUAUAAUUUACGAUGGAAACCAGAAGAUUAUGGAGGUAUUCAAUCAAUUCGUUUACCAAGUACCCGUAUAUGGACGCCAGAUGUUGUUCUUUAUAAUAGUGCAAGUGAAAAUUUCGAAGGUACAAUGAAAACAAAUUUAGUUGUACAAUCUAAUGGUACUAUACUAUUUGUUCCACCUGGUGUUAAUUUAACAACUAAUAGUGAUACAGGUCAAUUAGAUGCAUAUAUUAAAAAUGCUGAAUGGGAUUUAGAAGCUUUUGUUGCAGUAAGACAAGCAUUCGUUUAUGAAUGUUGUCCAACUGUAUAUCCAUUUGUUCUUUUUACUAUUCAAAUACGUCGGCGUACACUUUAUUAUGUAGUGAAUGUUGUUGUACCCUGUGUUCUCAUUAGCUCUAUGACUGUACUUGGUUUUCUUCUUCCACCAGACAGUGGUGAAAAAUUAACAUUACAAAUAACAAUACUUCUUUCAAUAGUCAUGUUCAGUUUAUUAAUCUCGGGCAUUAUACCAGCAAGUUCAACAGCAUUACCAACAAUUGUUAUGUAUUUUGCAACAGUUAUGUGUUUGUGUACAAUGUCAGUAAUUGCUACUGUUUUCGUACUUGUUCUUCAUCAUCGUAAUGCUAAGAGUCAUACAAUGCCUAUGUGGGUUAAAGUAUAUGUCAAUCAAUAUCUUGCAUGGUUUUUAUGUAUGAGUCGUCCAGAACAUGAUUUAAGUUGGAGAGCAAUACGUUCUCAACAUCAUCGUACAAUUGAACGACAAAAUAGUAUAACAAGUAAUCAAAAAUGUUUAGCAACACCACUAUUAGCUCAUUCAUCAAAAUCUUUAUUAGCUAAUGUAACUGGUAGUGAUGAUCAACCGUAUAUUCAUACAAGUAGUACAUUACCAACUAAUGUAACGAAUCACAUUGCUCUACGUCAACAACCUAAAUGUAAAAAUCCUCAUCAUCAUCAUGAUCCAAAUGAAAUAUUACUUCCACGUGAUAUGCGUGUAUUUCGUUCUGAAAUGCGUGCUAUGAUAUCAGAACUUCGAAUACUUACAGAUCAUGUUAAAAAAGAAGAAGAUGAAGAUGAUAUAUCACAAGAUUGGAGAUUUUCAGCUAUGGUUCUUGAUCGUUUAUGUCUUAUUAUAUUUAGUAUAUUGACAACAUUGUUAAGUUAUGUAACACUUUUUUCUGCAAAAAAUUUUUUCAAACUUCGAUAA